AGCUUCUUCUUCAAGAUACCUGGAAUGGGCGGGAAGGUCCAAGAUCCACGCCGCAAGAUUCAAGUGCUCUGGCCGAGUGCCAUAUUUAAAGAAGCCCAUAUGGUUAUAAGCAGGGCCGGUCACCCACGGCUUCCCUUUUCUUCUCCUCACAAUACACGCUGACUUCAAAAUCACACUGAACAAAGACAGAUACAUACCUCACACCAGAUCAAGGACCAGAAGAAACUCAACCCCUUCACUUACAUCUAGUUUCCAAUAACGAGCACUGCGAACCCAGCUGGGAAACCACCCACACAAUGUUGCGCAACGUCUUCGGCCAUAUAACCGUGAUGCCGCACCUGCAUAACGCCGGGGAGGCAUUAGCCCUCCUCACGCGUCUCGCGCGAAUCGUCGAGCCGAUAAUGAUAUCCCGUGGUCUCUUCGUCGAGCACCUAACCGAGUUCCUGCCACAGCCAGAGGAGCGUCUCCUGGGCCGCAACUACGGCCAGGGCUGGUGGAUCUGCAUCGGCCUGCGCAAGAACAACCACCGCGGGAUAAACCAGUUCAGGCCUGAGGAGGACCUGUUGGGCACCCUCCUGCAUGAGCUGACGCAUAAUCUCUUCGGAAGGCAUGGUGCGGAUUUCCACGGAUAUCUAAAGGGGCUUAAGGAUCAGGUGAUGAUCGCCAGCCGGAGAGACAGGGAGAUGGCCGCCACCAUCAAGACCACGACCACGGCCAUGGUCGGCGUCCGCAGGCUCUGGGAGGAUGGGACCAUCACCGCGAGCAUCCCCGGGCUGGUGGCCGGGCUCCACCGGUCCUACCACCAGCAGCAGCAGCACCACCCCGUCGUGGCCCUCCAGGUAGAAGACCAGGCUACGGCGGCGGCAAUAACCCCGCAACCAUCAACAAUCCCCCGCAAGUGA
Tricharina praecox is the source of this 902-nucleotide messenger RNA. Its product is annotated as WLM domain-containing protein. Bases 297 to 902 code for a protein of 201 amino acids. Lineage: Eukaryota; Fungi; Ascomycota; Pezizomycetes; Pezizales; Pyronemataceae. The record is from RefSeq and is a predicted model, not a curated record. The transcript is spliced from 2 exons.